AAAAAAAGGAAUAUCAGAAUGUAAACUGGAACAUAGCUCGAACUGGAGCAUACUUUGUUUAAAGAAUGUGACAUUGUGUAACAUUUUGUGACAUUGUGUUAGAUUGUGUGACAUUAUAAUUAUUAUUAUCACAUCAUGGAUUUUAUUAAACAUAAAAUAUAGGAAUGCAUAAACUUACAGCGUAUUAUAAAGGGUCAGCCAUGGCGACUGGUGGUACAGUAAUGGCGCCCGGUGAUAGGACUGAUUCUUCCAGGGACAAACUUGGUAUUCAAGGUCAUGGCUUAAUGACAACUCGUUCCCAAGAUGGUUCCCUCGGUCUUCCAUCCAACGAGCCAUCGCCGUCCGUUUCCCGGCCUUCAACGGCUACUUCCGGUGAAAGCCCUGCGGACGGAAUAAGCAGUAUUUCUAUGCCUCCAGAAGCUGUUGGUGUUUUAGAAACCGUGAUCAAUAUGAAUAAAGCAUUAGAACAACAAAUAGAUACUCUAAGAAUGAGAUUGACUGUUGAAUCAAAGAAUCAUGACACUGAAAAAUAUAAAAUCAUUAAGGAGAAAGAGAAGGAAAUAGAUAAAAAGGAAUCUGAAAUAGAUGAUUUAAAAGAUUCAUUGGUUCAUAGAGAUGAAAGGGUGACAUGCUUAGUUAAAGAAGCACAAGUAAAGGACUUUCAAAUUCAGCAAAAAGAGAAAGAAAUAAAUGAUUUAAAAGAACUUGUAAAACAAACAGAAGGCUACGCAGAGCAGUUACAGAAACGAGUAGGAAGGCUAAAAGAUGAUAAACAUAAAUUAGAGACUGAAACUGGUUAUAAGGAGCAAAGCGAAGAAAUACGAAAGCUUAAACAUGAAAUAGUGUCAAUGAAGGAGAAAGUGACAAUAAUGGAAAAAGAACUUGGUAAGGCAAGAAAUAUUAUAGAUCAGCAAAAUACAAAAAUAAGUGGAAUGGAAGCUGAAAAGGGUGCUAUGAGUGAAAAGUUUAAAGAGGAACUCGAGAGAGCGAGUAAAGCUAUGCGAUCGGAGGUUGAACGGAUGAGAGAAGUGAUGAAACAGCAGUAUAUGGAAAUGAGGAAUUUACGCGAACAAAACAUUGAAAUUUCAAGUGAUGUAAGAGACAUUAAAGACAUUCUGUUAAACGGUACACUGAAAAAGGAACCGGAAAUAAAAACAAAAACUACGGAAAAAAUUGAUGUUAAUAAUUUCAAAUCACCUCGUCCAAUGCACAAAAGUCCAAACUUUGGAAUGCGGAUGCCUUUGACGUCACGACAGGCUCCAGCACCGAAACUAAACUCAACGGUUCGAACAUCGAUGCCUUCGAUGUCGACUACGCGAGGACAAACACAAGGGAAGGCACAAAGUUUGCCGCCAAUAUCAAAAGCCAAUGAAACGACUACAGGGAAGUGGAUACCAGCAGGAGGAACGCAUCGGCAGGCAACACUAAACGUUCGUUCCGCCAAGGGUGGCAGACGAUAACUCGCAAGGAAUGUUUAAAUAAUAAUGAGGUGUUUUAGAACGGGUUUGGCAAAUUGCUUAAUGCUAAAUAGAGUCCGCUUCGAUUUUUAUACUGACGACCGCUAAUACUAGAUUAGCAAAGUGAUCUCAUAGAGAAAUUAUCUGCUCUCUUGUAGUUUGUGAAACGUUUGAACACAUUUUUGAGUGUAAACUUUGGAGUAAGAAUGGAUAUUGCUUGUCUGAUGAAACAACAGAUUGCCAGACAGUAAAAUAGACAUUUCCUUAAUUAUUUCAGGGUUUUAAACUUAUCAAGAUUGCCAUUCAUUAUCAUCCCUUCUUGUAUGAUCACUUCAAGUGACGUCAUCAUUUAUGGAAACUGAUUCCUACGCUUUGCUAGCAAGUUUGUUCCAAUGGCACAUUGAAAUUUUAUAAUAUUGUUUUGUUAAUGUCUGAAAACAAAUACAUCCAAGGAACGAAAGACAAAGUUUGCAUGCUAAGUUCUAUAUAUCGACAUGUAAUCACGGAACGUUAUCAUGAUUUGCUGCUAAAGAACAGUAAAACGAAGCCCAAUCUGACCUAAGUUCAGAUCUACUUAUUUCUUACAGUGUAGCGUUUUAGAAGCUGGUCAGAUCAGAUUGAACGAAACCAACGUGGAAACGGGUAACCAAGUGCAUUCUGGAAAUUCAUUAUCAUACUGGAAUUUUAACCUGUGAUAUGUCAUCAAGCGUUCUGUGAUAUCACGUGACAUAAUGAAGCGUUUCAUUCUGUAAAUGGCAUAUACAGUGCCAAGUUUGACAGAUAAUAUUUCAUGCCAGGUGACACUUCUGGCACAUUUAGUUCUUUUUAUUAUGGUUUUAAUUGCUUGUGUAUAUUUAUUAAAAUGUUUUGGCAUUAAAA
This is a messenger RNA of Ruditapes philippinarum (Manila clam), 2336 nucleotides long. RefSeq names its product chromosome partition protein Smc-like. The transcript has 3 exons. The record is from RefSeq and is a predicted model, not a curated record. The coding region runs from base 165 to 1460 and encodes 431 amino acids. NCBI's taxonomy places the organism in Eukaryota, Metazoa, Mollusca, Bivalvia, Venerida, Veneridae.